This is a messenger RNA of Periconia digitata, 2013 nucleotides long. The record is from the annotation of a GenBank genome assembly. Lineage: Eukaryota; Fungi; Ascomycota; Dothideomycetes; Pleosporales; Periconiaceae.
GCUGAAACUCAGCCUUGUGCAACUUCCGGACCCAUGUCUUUCGGUCAUAGAUUAAGUGUGCUGGUACUCUUCCUGGUUUCAAUUUCCAAUGGCCAAAGAGAUCCGCUUGAUAACUUUUGUCGACUCCAUGGCCACUCUACAACUAUCGUCGAUCGGGAGAUGAUAAUAGACGGCGGGUUUGUAAAUUGGGCUCCCAUUUCUGCAGAAUCCACAAACUACACUAGUACUUGGCUCAAAUCUGGCCACCUGGAUGACAGUAAUGACGGUUUUCCGCGACAAUUCAAACUAGACAAAAACGAAACAGUACCAUCGACCGUUGGAGGUGUACUCUGGGCGGACGAAGCGAACAAGAUUGUAUAUCAAUACGGCGGCGAAUAUGGUAACGGCAAGCCAGAAGACUUCCGGCUCUGGUCCUACGAUGUUGCAUACAAAAUAUGGAACAUAUCCAAUGUGUCUACCUCCGAUACACGGCGGGCAUCUUGGGGGGCUGGCGCGGUGGACCAAGACAAGGGAAUAGGAUAUUAUUACGGCGGGUGGCUGACCAAUGCAUCGGUGCCUGGCUACAACUCACGAACAGUCCUCAAAAACAUGCUUGUCUAUGACAUGCUGGGGAAUUCGUUCCGCAAUCAGUCCGGACCAGAUGACGUUCCCCGCGCUGAAGGCGUGAUGCUAUAUAUUCCUGCCGGAGAUUCAGGUCUUUUGGUGUAUUUUGGCGGUAUACAAACGCCUUUCAACAACAACACCGUGGUGGCAUCGCCAAUGACGGACAUAUACAUCUAUGACAUUGCAAAUGUUCUCUGGUACAAGCAGACUGCGAGCGGUGACGACAUACCAGGCAACCGUAGACGAUUCUGCGCUGGCGCUGCUUGGGCCGAGGACCGUUCGUCUUACAACAUCUAUCUAUUCGGCGGGGCAUCGAUAGGAGAAGGAGUUGGAUAUGGAGAUGUUUGGGUCUUGAGUCUCCCUUCUUUCAAAUGGAUCAAGUUCUGGCCUAGGGAAGGAGAUGGCGAAGGCAAAACAUUUCCCCAUCACUCGCUCAGCUGCGAUGUCAUUGGGAAUUCUCAGAUGAUUAUCAUGGGCGGCCACUUCACGAAUAUCACAGACUGCGACGUUCCAACCAUCCAGGGCCAACACGGCCUCGAUCUCGGAAAAUCCAACGCCGAGAACGCGAAAUGGGCCAAAUUUGAUCCCAAACUCACGACGUAUAAGGUUCCGAGCGAAAUCGCUCAGACUAUCGGCGGCGGAGCGUCAGGGGGGGCAACUGUACUGGCUCCUACAAGUGGAUGGGCAGAUCGCGACCUACAAACGCUACUUGGACGACAAUACACGCCGACAACAAGAACCCCAACCCGAUCCCUUCCAUCUUCCACUGGAGCAGCUAGCACACCUUCCAACUCAGGAUCUUCUGGCCCAAGCAAAGCAACAAUCGGCGGUGCUGUGGGCGGUGGGGUCGGGGGUCUCCUGCUCCUGGUGGCAGUAGGCGUCGGUAUAUGCACGUGGCGACGCAAGAAGAGAAGCCGUCCAAAGAGUCCUCCUCCUCCCCCUGAGCUCCAUUCUCAACCCAUGUCCCCAUUAAUGCCCAACGAAACCAAGAUCCCAUCAGCCUCACCAAGCCAGAUGGUCUACGCAUCGUCGCAUCCAUCUCACUACACCUUGACUCCCCAAGGCAUGUCCCCGCUCCCAUCGCCCGAGAGCGCAUGGUCGCCGCAUGGAAACGCUGCACCUGCGUACCCCGGCUCGCCCGGACAAACCGUUUACGCUGCGCCUGUGGCGUAUAGCUAUCCCCACUCGCGCAGUCCGAGCGACCACAGCCACUAUUAUCACCCGUCGAUGCAUUCAUCGCCAGGGCCGCCGCAUACACAUUCACCGACAGUGGCUGUUCAGGAACUGCCGACUAUAAGAAGUCCGGCGGGGUUCAAUGCCGAGCCUCAGAUGCAGUCGUUGGACCCCUCGAGGUCAGAGUCUUGGUUCGCGCAGAAUCCGCCUCGAGAUGCUGGGAACGGCGCGGCGUAG